AUGCUUGAGCACCUCUCGCCCAAGUUCAAGAUGCCGCCCGUGGAGCGUGAGCCCCGAGCGGCACUCAUCCUGAACCGGUUCACCAGAAAUUUGUCAAUCAUGUUCGCCACCAACGCCGUAGCCUCUGUCCUCGGGCUGCCCCCCGAUCAGGUCAAGGACAAGAGCUUCUACCGAUGCAUCCAGGAGAGGUGCCUGCCGGAUGCAAUAAAGUGCCUUGAAGGAGCAAAGGCCAACGACUCCAUCGCCUACCUGCGUUUCUGGUCUCGUGACCCCAGAGAAGCAGAUGAUUUCGAAGACGACAACGAUGGAGUUGACGGAGAAGAUCAUCCAAUGGCUGACGAGGACCGACACAGCAGCACCAGUGACUCCGAGGGCGGCGGUGCUGAGUUGGACAGCCGCAUGGCCCUGGACGAGGACGACACAACUGUCCGCGGAGGCAUAAAACAAGAGGAAGAAGAUGAACCCAUGGACUCUGUGCCUUCGGCAAGCAGUAGUUCAGCUCAUGAGUCGGCUGGAAACGCCGCCUCGAGUUCACGACCUGGCAAUUCUAACCGAGCCCCACGAAGCCAACGAUCUUCAGCGGGCAACGCAGUCCAAGGUCGGCGGUCAUGGCGAAGACAGCCGAGGCGACCUGACCAUCGUCAGCCAUUGCCGGCGGUCGAGCUUGAGGCUGUCGUCUCCUGCACCUCCGACGGUCUCGUCGUGGUGCUGAGGAGGGCCAGACCAGCGAUCCCACCCGCCCAUCCUCCACUUGCCCUGCCGUGGGACUUCGAAAAUGGACUCUUCGCUGCGCCGUGGGCGCCUCAGCCAGUGCGCCCAUACAUACCACCUGAAAUGAUCUACACCUUCCGGCCACCACUGAUGCCACAGUACAUGCCCCUCCAGGACCACGUCAGGGAGGCCGGCGGACCGCCCAACGAUCAGUUGAUGCACUCCAUCCGUGAAGUCGGUGUCUUCGCCUGGGGUCUAUGUGGUAUCAACGGCAACCUCCACGCGUUCUCUCACGGCAUGCCCAGGGACGAGGCGGUGCCUCCUGACGGGCUACCGGUUUGGGACCCAGCCGCCACAAAUAGUCCGUACCAGCCACCAGAGAACCAGGCGGCCGCGAAGUGGGCGGCCAUGGUGGCCCAAACGAGCCCGUUUGGAUCGUCCGUCAGCUCGGGGACGCGCCAGCAGCAGAUGCGCAGCCCGAUGCAUCACAGCUUCACAUCAGCGUCAGGGGGGAGCGAACCGCAGUCGGGGUCCUCCGACCCGCACGCGCCUUCUUCUGGGCCAUCAGCUGGCCACACUACGCAGGCUUCCAGCCAGGGCCAGUCGCCACCGUGA
Diaporthe citri is the source of this 1326-nucleotide messenger RNA. RefSeq lists its product as uncharacterized. The transcript has a single exon. Bases 1 to 1326 code for a protein of 441 amino acids. The record is from RefSeq and is a predicted model, not a curated record. Lineage: Eukaryota; Fungi; Ascomycota; Sordariomycetes; Diaporthales; Diaporthaceae.